Molecule: messenger RNA, 1095 nt
Organism: Blastocystis hominis
Lineage: Eukaryota; Bigyra; Opalinata; Blastocystidae
Exons: 10
Coding region: 1-1095 (364 amino acids)
Biological process (GO): regulation of translational fidelity
Cellular component (GO): cytoplasm
Molecular function (GO): double-stranded RNA binding; tRNA binding; nucleotidyltransferase activity
Source: RefSeq, a predicted model, not a curated record
AUGAAUUCACUCAAAGCACAAAUUCUUAAACCAACACCGGAAAACUUUUUGUUUUGCUCCCAAGUUUUGCAUAAUGGGGGUCUGGUGAGUUUUCCUACAGAGACUGUGUAUGGUUUAGGUGCCAAUGCACUCAAUCGAGAUGCCGUUUGUGAUAUUUUUAAAGCCAAGAACCGUCCCUUUAACGAUCCCGUCAUUGUCCAUGUUCUUUCCGAGGAAGAUGCAGAGCGAUACAUCGAUGUGAGCAACGAAGAACGAAGAAUUUUCCAUUCCCUCGCAACUUCCUUUUGGCCAGGUCCUUUAACGAUUGUAAUGAAAGCAAAGGAAAUUCUUCCAAAAGAACUUUCUGCAGGAACAGGCAAGGUCGGGUUCCGCUGUCCCAGCCAGCCACUAGCCCGCGAAUUGCUCCGCGUUUCGGGACUUCCGAUCGCCGCUCCCUCAGCGAACAAAUUCGGUCAUAUUUCUCCUACCCGUGCUGAGCACGUGUACAGCGACCUCUCGGAUUGGCCAGUGCAGAUCAUUGACGGUGGGGACAUUGUGUGCGAUGUGGGAAUCGAAAGCACAGUGAUCGGAAUCGACUGCGAAAAGCAGCAAAUCGUGCUGUUUCGACGCGGAGGCGUGUCCGAACAUGCGAUUAUGUCGUGUUUGCAGGAGAACGGAAUGGCAUGGAGUGUGUGGGAGCCCGUGAAACACGUGGCGAUGGAGAUGAAAGAGGCCCAAGUGGCCCCGGGGCAGCUGAUUACGCACUACGCCCCGUAUUGUGACACUUUUCUUGCGGAGGUGGAUCCGAAGGCGAUGAUGCCACAAAUCGUGCGAGAGAGGAUUGAAAGCACAGUGGUGUUGGAUUUUGCAGGGAUGCUGGAAGGCUAUCGAGAGCGCUGCUUGAAGUUUUUGUCGCUAUCGGAGAAAGGCGAUGUGAUGGAGGCUAUGAAGAAUAUUUAUGGAAAGCUGAGAGAGGCGGAGAGAGUGGAGGGAGUGAAGUUGAUUCUACUGGCGAGCUUGGGGCAGAGGAAGGAGGAAUUGGCUCUGUCAGUGAUGGAUCGAAUGGUGCGAGCAACGUCAGGGAAGAUGAUAAAGAUUCCGCCUCGUUUUGAGUGA